Molecule: messenger RNA, 2422 nt
Organism: Prunus mume (Japanese apricot)
Lineage: Eukaryota; Viridiplantae; Streptophyta; Magnoliopsida; Rosales; Rosaceae
Product: serine/threonine-protein kinase Nek2
Biological process (GO): protein phosphorylation
Molecular function (GO): protein serine/threonine kinase activity; ATP binding
Source: RefSeq, a predicted model, not a curated record
ACUGAAGUACGUAUGAGUAUGAAUUGAUGAAAGCGUAGAGAAGUGGAGCCCUUUUUGGCUCUUUCCCAAUUUCAAUUCCUUCCUCGCCCGUGCAGUGUGGUCCCUUCUGGAUUUUCAGUCCUCCUCAAGAAUCUUUUCCAAUCCAAAAACAAACUCUCUCUCUCUCUCUCUCUCUGCAAAUUUUGAACUUGAAUUCUUCUGAGCUUGCUUUCUUUUUAAUUCUUUUGCCGCUCACCCUCUCACUCUCUCUGAUGGAUGGAUAAUAUUAGGAAAUUAAGAAAUUAGGAGAAGUAGGUGUAGAGCUUUUAUCAUAAUUUCCUAAUUUUGUCCUCAUAUUUUAAGAGUGAAAGUCUUUCACAAACACUGAAGAGGGAGAGUGAUACAAGUGUAAGAUGGAGCAGUACGAAGUUCUAGAGCAGAUUGGGAAAGGUUCUUUUGGUUCUGCUCUUCUCGUGAGGCAUAAGCAUGAAAAGAAGAAGUAUGUCUUGAAGAAGAUCCGUCUUGCUCGUCAAACUGAUAGAACCCGCAGAUCUGCUCACCAGGAGAUGGAGCUUAUUUCCACGGUACAGAAUCCAUUUAUUGUGGAGUACAAAGAUUCAUGGGUUGAACGGGGUUGCUUUGUGUGCAUUGUUAUAGGGUAUUGUGAAGGAGGAGACAUGGCAGAAGCUGUAAAAAAGGCCCAUGGUGUUCAUUUUCCAGAAGAGAAACUUUGUACAUGGUUAGUUCAACUCUUGAUGGCCCUUGAUUACUUGCAUGCCAACCAUAUUCUUCACCGUGAUGUAAAGUGUUCAAAUAUAUUUUUGACAAAAGAUCAAGACAUACGUCUAGGUGAUUUUGGUCUCGCCAAAAUGUUAACUUCUGACGAUCUAGCUUCCUCUGUUGUGGGAACUCCGAGUUAUAUGUGCCCUGAGCUUCUUGCCGAUAUACCGUAUGGUUCUAAGUCAGAUAUUUGGUCUUUAGGGUGCUGUAUAUAUGAAAUGGCUGCUCACAGGCCUGCAUUUAAAGCCUUUGAUAUACAAUCUCUGAUUAACAAAAUAAACAAGUCAAUAGUGGCUCCGCUUCCAACAUUGUACUCUGGUGCAUUUCGAGGUCUUAUUAAAAGCAUGCUGCGGAAGAACCCAGAACUUAGGCCAAGUGCUGCAGAGGUGCUUGGUCAUCCCCAUCUUCGACCUUAUGUGCUUAAGAUUCAUCAAAAAUUGAAUAGUCCUCGACGGAAUACUUUCCCAGUUGACUGGUCUCAGUCCAGUUAUAUAACGAAAACAAGAUUCAUGGAGCCAGAAGCUAUUCCUGUACAUACUUUCAGAGAGAAAAGGCGUUCAUACAGCAAUGACAGGACCUUAAAUCCUAGUAUUUCUGGAACCGAACAAGACUCCCCAUGUUCUAGCCUGGGGGUGCAGGAAUUUCCAAGUUGUUUAAAUCAUAAGUUCACCGAAGUAUCUAUUGGAAGUGCCCAUGAAGAUUAUGGUAUCAAAAAGUCAGUGGCGACGAAGUUCACCGUUGUUAAUACUCCGAGAUCGACACCGGCAAAAGUUUCUGCUAAUCCUAGGAGACAGAUUACGCAGUCGAAAAUUUCUCACGUCAGCUCAAAACGUGAUUCACUUCCGGUGUCACAUUCUCCAGCCAGAAAAUCUUCCCAGUCAACACGAAGAGCUUCUCUUCCAUUCUCAACUAGAGCUGCAGCUGUGCAAACCCCAUAUAGAGCCCAUGUAGGUCCCUUGGGAAGCUUGGAGUCCCCAGAUGUUUCUGUGAAUGCCCCACGAAUUGAUAAGAUGGCUGAAUUCCCCUUAGCCUCUUCUGAAGACCCACUCAUUCCUGUCCGUAGAACUUCAUCAACAUCAGCACAAUGCUUCUCUACUACUACCCCAGGCAGCAUCAACCGCUCCAUCACAAAGGACAAGUGCAUGGUCCAAGUUGUUGACAGAACCGUUGCCAAGUCCAGUUUGAUUGAUGUCAGCAAUGGAGCUGCUCGAAAUGGCAGCGAGUCCUCUGAUCAAAAUACUGCCACUGGUGUUUCGAGCCAUUCAUCUUCCGAGUCACGACAGCAGCGGUUUGACACCUCAUCGUUCCAGCAACGCGCAGAGGCAUUGGAAGGGUUGCUUGAGUUCAGUGCACGUCUUCUACAACAGGAAAGGUUCGAAGAGCUUGGGGUGCUGUUGAAGCCAUUCGGACCUGAGAAGGUUUCUCCCAGGGAAACUGCCAUUUGGUUGACCAAGAGCUUCAAAGAGACUGCAACCUAGUCCCAAAAUCUCACACUAUGAUUGCUUCAACUUGUAAAUUCUCCGUCUUUGAUUUCUGGAAUUCGAAAACAUAAAGAGUAGCUGGUUAAACCUUCAUGCUGAAGGUGGCAUCGAAAGUGUUUAAAGUGAGUGGAAUUGUAAAAUAUAAACUAAAACAGUUUUGAAUGGUUUUUGGUUGUGACUUU